Molecule: messenger RNA, 321 nt
Organism: Entrophospora sp. SA101
Lineage: Eukaryota; Fungi; Glomeromycota; Glomeromycetes; Entrophosporales; Entrophosporaceae
Source: the annotation of a GenBank genome assembly
AUGGGUAUACUUUGGUAUGGACAAGUUAGUCAUAGUAAUGCCUUAGAUCUUGACAUUUUUAUUACUUAUAUUAAUAAUAUUGAUACAAUAGCAUUAUUUACACCAUCUUUUGUUAAUGCAAGUAUUGGAGAUAAUAUAAUAUUUCAAAAAAACCCAUACUCUACCGGAAAUUUUCAAAUUAUAGAAGGUGAUGUGAAAGGGUCUUGUGUAAAAUCUACAAAAUCUGAUGCAUUUACUGCAGAAUUAUCAGAUGCCAACCCAACAGCUACAUUACCACUGGCAAAGUCUGGUACAUUUUUUUUCUUUGAUGCAGAUAUCUAA